Messenger RNA from Cooperia oncophora, 213 nucleotides. NCBI's taxonomy places the organism in Eukaryota, Metazoa, Nematoda, Chromadorea, Rhabditida, Trichostrongylidae. The record is from the annotation of a GenBank genome assembly.
AUGAAAGCCUACGAUUGUUUUACCAGGAAAUUCUGGACGCAUUCGUUGAUUAUUGGUACUGAAGUGCUGGCCUACUUGAUGAUUUUGAUUGCUCUCGAACGGUUUUUCGCAGUGCUCAAACCUAUGGCCUACAAAUCUAUUUUCCAAGAAAGGAACAAAGUUAUCUUCCUAUUUUUCAUACCUACUGCAUGUCUGGUGAGUUUUUUAUGUUAG